GCUAACCACAAAAACAGUGCAACAAAAGUCUUACAUAUAUACUCUCUCUCUCUUACAAUUUACAAAAAUGUGAUGAUGUCUGUGUAUUAAAUUCAGAUCACGCAUCUUCCACAAUCACUAUUAUUAUUACAACUUGACAAACAAAGUCACAAAACAUCAUCAAACACCCAUCUCUCCCCUUUCUUCUUCUUCCAUCUGUCUUAAUCCUUUUCUUUCUUUAAUCUGUACCCCAAUUCUCCCUUCUACAUCCUCCAAAAUCAGCAAAAAAAGAAGAAAAGAAAACCUCCAUUUCCUUAAAAACACACACACACACACACACACACGCUCUUAACACAAUACACACAAGGUUACUUGGGCAUGGACCUCACUCUCGUACCAUUCCAACAGCAACGAGAAGAUGGUGAUGGUAAACAUAAAAACAGACAUAAUCCAAACCCCAUUUCUGCUUAUUUUAACCUUGUCAAGUACAAAGAAUGCAUGAAGAAUCACGCAGCUUCCAUUGGUGGCCAUGCCAAUGACGGGUGCGGCGAGUUCAUGCCUUGCGCUGAUGAUAAUAACCUCACCUGCGCUGCAUGUGGUUGCCACCGUAAUUUUCAUAGAAGAGAAGGCACUUCCGCCGCCAGUAGUGCUAGACAGCACCACACUUUGCAUUUUGAACACCUCUUGCUUUCUCCUCCUCCUCUAGCUGCUGCGAAGAGUGUUACGGUUAGCAAGAAGCACUUGAUAACUUCGCACGAUCAUAGUGAUGACCCUGAAGAUGAUGAUCAUGAUCGACGGUCUGAGACCCCUGAAAGAGGAGAAGUGAAUCACGUGGGGGGGUUGGGUAGUAGGGCAAAGAACAAGAGGUUUAGGACAAAGUUUACGCAGGAACAAAAGGAUAGGAUGUUGGAAUUUGCAGAGAAGAUAGGGUGGAGAAUAAAUAAGAAUGAUGAUAUGGCUCUCAAUCAGUUCUGCGACGAGGUUGGUGUUAAAAGGAAUGUGCUUAAGGUCUGGAUGCAUAAUAACAAGAACGCUCAUCGCCGGAGAGAUGUUCAAGAAGAGUCUACUGUGGGUGCUCCUCCUCCUCCAGCACCGCCUCAGGCCGUCGGAGUCUAAUGCAGAUAGCUAGGCUAUUAUUUGAUCUCUAUCUAUCUCGAGUUAACUAUAUGUGUAUGUAUAGAGAGGCUAUGGUUACUUUGAUUAAUUAACUGGGUCUAUUUGUUGCUAACAUUUUAUGUUAAUUACUUAAAAUGGAAAUAGCCUUCAAAGUUUUCAUGAUUAAGGUUUUGGUACUGCUAA
Messenger RNA from Ricinus communis (castor bean), 1278 nucleotides. RefSeq names its product zinc-finger homeodomain protein 2. Gene Ontology annotation, molecular function: DNA-binding transcription factor activity; transcription cis-regulatory region binding. The coding region runs from base 358 to 1095 and encodes 245 amino acids. Gene Ontology annotation, biological process: regulation of developmental process; regulation of DNA-templated transcription. The transcript has a single exon. NCBI's taxonomy places the organism in Eukaryota, Viridiplantae, Streptophyta, Magnoliopsida, Malpighiales, Euphorbiaceae. Gene Ontology annotation, cellular component: nucleus. The record is from RefSeq and is a predicted model, not a curated record.